This is a messenger RNA of Cynara cardunculus var. scolymus (artichoke), 3174 nucleotides long. RefSeq names its product phosphoenolpyruvate carboxylase 4. Gene Ontology annotation, cellular component: cytosol. NCBI's taxonomy places the organism in Eukaryota, Viridiplantae, Streptophyta, Magnoliopsida, Asterales, Asteraceae. The transcript has 20 exons. Gene Ontology annotation, molecular function: phosphoenolpyruvate carboxylase activity. Gene Ontology annotation, biological process: carbon fixation; tricarboxylic acid cycle. The coding region runs from base 1 to 3174 and encodes 1057 amino acids. The record is from RefSeq and is a predicted model, not a curated record.
AUGACGGACAUCAUGGACGAUAUAGCAGAGGAGAUAUCGUUUCAGAGUUACGAGGAUGAUCUCCGCCUUCUCUUUAGCCUUCUCAAUGAUGUUCUUCAGCGAGAAGUCGGCUACACUAUUAUGGAAAAAGUCGAACAUACUCGUACUCUCUCUCAGAGUGCAUGUCUUAUAAGAGCAGCUGGGAUUGAGAACACUGCAGAGUUUCUUGAGAAACAAUUGGCUUCUGAAUUAUCGAAAAUGACAUUAGAGGAAGCCUUGAAGCUUGCCAGAGCCUUCAGUCAUUUUCUUAGUUUAAUGGGUAUUGCUGAAAACCAUCACAGGUCGCGUAAGGGAAAGAAUGUUGCACUAGUCUCAAAAUCUUGUGAUGAUACUUUCAAUCAACUGAUUCAAGGUGGGCUUUCUCCUGAUGUGCUGUAUGACACCAUGUGCAACCAGGAGGUUGAGAUAGUCCUCACUGCACAUCCCACCCAAAUUAACAGACGUACUCUACAAUAUAAACACCUUAGAAUUGCUCAUCUGUUGGAGGUUAAUGACCGCAAAGAUCUUACACAGGAAGAUCAAGACACACUGAUUGAAGAUCUGGCGAGAGAGAUAACUUCUAUAUGGCAGACAGAUGAACUUAGACGCCACAAGCCAACACCAGUAGAUGAGGCUAGAUCUGGCUUAAACUAUAUCGAGCAGUCCCUUUGGAAAGCAAUACCUCAUUACCUACGACGAGUCAGCAAUGCUCUCAAAAAGCAUACUGGGAGGCCACUUCCUUUGACAUGCACUCCAAUAAAAUUUGGGUCUUGGAUGGGGGGUGAUAGAGAUGGAAAUCCGAAUGUCACAGCAAAGGUGACAAAAGAUGUCUCUCUUCUAUCAAGAUGGAUGGCUAUUGAUCUUUACACACGGGAGGUUGACAACCUUAGAUUCGAACUUUCUAUGAACCAUUGUAGUGACAGACUCGCAAGUUUGUUACAUGAUAUUCUUCGAAAAGUUGGCAAAUUUCGUUCAGAGAACUCCGAAGAGGAUCGACAUCAGAGUUGGAACCUUACUCAGACCCGUAGUCAGCCAAAGUGUCACAAUGUUCAGUGCUUACCUACACAACUGCCUUCUGGUGCUGAUGUGCCCUCACAUACAGUUUUACCUUUUAAUUGCUUCCUAGAAUGCAAUAAGGUGGAAUCACAUUGUCCUCAAUUAGAUGUUCCUGGGUCCGAGUACAAGCGCCUGAAAAACAAGGAUGAACAAGCUACUUCAUCCCCAACUUCAAGCCAAAAUUCUCAGAAAUUGCAAGGAAGUGGGAAUCCAUCUCAACCUACGACACCAAAAGGAUCUCAACUCCUUGCUCAGAGGAAAAUGUUUGCUGAAUCACAAGUAGGAAGAGCCAGCUUCCAGAGGCUUCUUGAACCAAGUAUGCCUCAGAAAUCUACGAUUUCUCCCUACAGAAUCAUUCUUGGGGACGUAAAAGAAAAGCUUAUGAAGACCCGAAGGCGGUUAGAGCAGCUUCUUGAAGAUCUUCCAUGUGACAUGGAUCCUAAUGAUUAUUAUGACACACCAAACCAGCUGUUGCAACCACUCCUUCUAUGCUAUGAAUCUCUGCAAUCCUGCGGGUCGGGAAUUCUAGCUGAUGGCCGGCUUGCUGACUUAAUAAGAAGAGUUUCUGUCUUUGGGAUGGUUUUAAUGAAGCUUGACCUACGUCAGGAAUCAGGUAGACAUUCGGAGACUCUUGAUGCAGUCACCAAUUAUCUUGGUAUGGGCAAGUACAGUGAAUGGGAUGAAGGAAAAAAACUCGAGUUUCUAGCAAGAGAGCUAAAGGGGAAGAGGCCUCUUGUUCCACCAACUAUAGAGGUUUCUUCUGAAAUAAAAGAAGUCCUGGACACCUUCCAUAUUGCUGCAGAGCUGGGAAGUGAUUCACUUGGAGCAUAUGUGAUUUCCAUGGCCUCAAAUGCAAGUGAUGUCCUUGCGGUGGAGCUUCUGCAGAAAGAUGCUCGUCUUGCUGUUGCUGGGGAGCAAGGCAGACCAUGUGUUGGUGGGAUGUUGCGCGUGGUCCCUCUGUUUGAAACUGUGACGGAUUUGAGGGGUGCUGGCGCAGUGAUAAGGAGAUUAUUAUCGAUUGAUUGGUAUCGUGACCACAUCAUAAAGAAUCACAGUGGACACCAAGAGGUAAUGGUUGGAUACUCUGAUUCUGGUAAAGAUGCAGGGAGGUUUGCUGCUGCUUGGGAACUUUACAAAGCUCAAGAAGACGUUGUAGCUGCAUGCAAAGAGUUUGGUAUUAAAGUCACUCUGUUCCAUGGCCGUGGAGGUAGUAUCGGCCGUGGUGGUGGUCCUACACACCUUGCUAUUCAAUCCCAGCCACCUGGUUCCGUAAUGGGUACACUUCGGUCAACUGAACAGGGAGAAAUGGUGCAGGCCAAGUUUGGGCUGCCAGGAAUAGCUGUACGACAGUUAGAGGUGUACACAACAGCUGUGCUUCUUGCCACCCUUCGUCCCCCGAAACCUCCAAGGGAUGAAAAUUGGCGUAACCUUAUGGAAGAUAUCUCAAAAAUCAGUUGUAAAAGCUACCGAAGCACAGUUUACGAAAACCCAGAAUUUCUUACUUACUUCCAAGAGGCGACCCCACAAGCUGAGCUUGGAAACCUAAACAUCGGUAGCCGUCCAACGAGGAGGAAAACUUCUGUCGGAAUUGGACACCUGCGUGCCAUCCCAUGGAUAUUUGCAUGGACACAAACACGAUUCGUUCUUCCUGCUUGGCUAGGAGUGGGAGCCGGGUUAAAGGGCGUCUGUGAGAUGGGACAUACAGAGGAGUUAAAAGCUGCUUAUAAAGAAUGGCCUUUCUUUCAAUCGACAUUGGAUCUCAUAGAGAUGGUUCUGGGAAAAGCAGAUGUUCCGAUUGUGAAACACUAUGAUGAAGUGCUUGUAUCUGCGAGUAGGAGGGGGCUGGGUGAUCAACUAAGGAACGAGCUUAUGACAACAGAGAAAUACGUGCUGGUUGUAACCGGGCACGAGAAGCUAUCUGCGAACAACAAGAGUCUGAGAAUGCUGAUCGAGAGUAGGCUUCCUUACCUGAAUCCACUUAACAUGAUGCAGGUGGAGAUCUUGAAAAGGUUGAGAAGUGAUACCGAGAACCAUAAACUUCGAGAUGCACUGCUUAUCACCAUAAACGGCAUUGCAGCUGGGAUGAGGAAUACUGGUUAG